UGGGACAGCAUGUCAGAGUUGCACCAGGCAGCCGCGGCAAGGGAUUUCGAUCAGGUGCGGGAGAUUCUGAGGCGUAAGAAAUGUGACCCCAAUCAGCGAGACGUGGACUGGGGCAAUAAGACGCCUCUGCACUGGGCUGCGGCUAAAGGAGAUGUGGAAACGGCAAGGCUUCUUAUCGAGCAUGGAGCACGGCCCUGCCUGAGGACUGAGCUGGGCAGGACCGCAGCGCACUUUGCAGCCGAGGUUGGUUCCCUGGCAGUCCUGCGGCUCCUGCACUCCUUCCACGCCCCCCUGGACAAGGAGGAUGCUGGUGGUGACAAACCAGCCCGUAUCGCCCAAAUGUAUGGACACCGUGAGUGUGUCACAUUCCUCAAAACGGCAGAGGCAGAGGGGCAGGCGUACCGCAAAACAAUGGCUGAUAAAGGGCUCUCAGUGGAUGAUGUUGAUGAGGAGUGGGAAGAACAAUGCAAAAAUACCAUGGCAUGAUUCAUUUAAAUAGGUGCAAACCUCCACCU
Molecule: messenger RNA, 515 nt
Organism: Syngnathus typhle (broad-nosed pipefish)
Lineage: Eukaryota; Metazoa; Chordata; Actinopteri; Syngnathiformes; Syngnathidae
Product: ankyrin repeat domain-containing protein 66
Exons: 3
Coding region: 10-486 (158 amino acids)
Molecular function (GO): protein binding
Source: RefSeq, a predicted model, not a curated record